UUAUUUCUGAAAAAUAAAGAUGGCGGCUAAUACUGACAGUUCCGACGACUCACUUUAUCCCAUUGCAGUGCUUAUUGAUGAGCUUAGAAACGAAGAUGUUCAACUACGUUUGAACAGUGUCAAAAAAUUGUCAACAAUAGCACUGGCACUUGGUGUGGAAAGGACUAGAAAUGAACUUAUACCAUUUCUCACAGAUGCUAUAUAUGAUGAGGAUGAGGUUCUUUUGGCCCUUGCUGAGCAAUUGGGCACAUUCACACCCUUAGUGGGAGGACCUGAGUUUGUACACUGUCUUCUGCCACCAUUGGAAAGCUUAGCCACCGUAGAGGAGACAGUUGUACGUGACAAAGCAGUAGAGUCUCUACGUAAGAUUGCUGAUCUACACUCAAAACAAGAUCUUGAACAGCAUCUCGUAGGAAUAGUGAAAAAACUUGCCCAGGGGGAUUGGUUUACGUCUAGGACAUCAGCAUGUGGCUUGUUCUCUGUGUGCUACGCUAGAGUGUCACCCUCUGUACAAGCUGAAUUGAGGCAGCAAUUCCGUACACUCUGUGGAGAUGAUACUCCAAUGGUGCGAAGAGCUGCAGCAGGAAAGCUGGGAGAGUUUGCAAAAGUAGCUGAGAUGGAACAGUUAAAGUCUGAUAUCAUACCUCUCUUUAAAACCCUUUCACAAGAUGAACAGGACUCUGUUAGAUUGCUAGCAGUCGAGGCAUGUGUCAGUAUUGCAUCUCUACUCCCUUCAGAAGACACAGAAACCCUAAUUAUGCCCGCUUUAAGAAAUGCUGUUGCAGACAAGUCAUGGAGAGUAAGAUACAUGGUUGCAGAUAAAUUCACAGAGUUACAAAAUGCAGUUGGUCCUGAAAUAACUAAAAACGAUCUUGUCCCUGCUUUCGAAAGUCUUCUCAAAGAUUGUGAAGCUGAAGUGAGGGCUGCAUCCGCACAUAAAGUUAAAGAAUUUUGUGAAAAGUUAUCACCUGAUGUAAGGGAACAAGCUAUCAUGACAAAUGUGCUACCUUGUGUAAAGGAUCUAGUAGUUGACCCUAAUCAACAUGUUAAAUCUGCACUUGCAUCAGUCAUAAUGGGAAUAUCCCCAAUGUUAGGAAAAGAUAACACUAUUGAACACUUACUACCUUUAUUUUUAACACAACUGAAAGACGAAUUUCCAGAUGUUAGGCUGAAUAUUAUAUCCAACUUAGACUGUGUAAAUCAAGUUAUAGGAAUACACCAAUUAUCUCAAAGUUUACUGCCUGCUAUAAUAGAGUUAGCUGAAGAUUCAAAAUGGCGAGUGCGACUAGCUAUUAUUGAGUAUAUGCCCCUGUUAGCUGGCCAACUAGGGGUGGCAUUCUUUGAUGAGAAGCUCAACUCUCUCUGUAUGUCAUGGCUUGUGGAUCAUGUGUUUGCUAUCCGUGAGGCUGCCGCAAAGAACCUGAAGAAUCUUGUCGAGAAAUUUGGCACUGAGUGGGCUCAAAGUACCAUCAUCCCCAAAGUACUAGCAAUGGCUAAAGACAGCAACUACUUACAUAGGAUGACCACACUCUUCUGUAUAAAUAUGCUUUGUGAGGCAACUGGCCCAGAAAUUAACUCAAGGUUGAUGCUCCCCACUGUUGUGUCAUUAGCCAAAGAUUCAGUGCCCAACGUACGGUUUAACGUUGCCAAAACUAUCCAGAAAUUGAGUUCGGGUUUAGAUCAGAGUGCUCUCAAGGACGCGGUUUUACCUUGCUUGACGCAACUCCAGGGAGAUUCAGAUGUUGAUGUAAAGUAUUUUGCAGAAGAGGCGUUGACAGGAUUGAAACUAAGCUCAUAAGGAAGAACGAAUUUCUAGGUGCGACUGUAGUAUAUUAAAGGACCUGCUGUACAUAGUAUAAACAAACACAGAUUAAAUAUGUCUCAUGUACCUUACACAUAAAACAGAAACAUUGACUGAGUGGAUGUCCUGAUUCAAAAUAAAAUCCAGCAUCCUUACAUGAGGCUGAUGAAAAGAAUACUUAAAAUAAAGUCAAUUGGUUUCAAAAGAGAGUCUUGUAUGUAAGUUUGGAUUGAUAAAACAAGAAGUAAUGUCUGAAUGUGUUCUUGAACACCAAAUAUUGCACCACUUGAGAGGUAACAUUUAUGAUAAGGUAUAAGCAAUUCAGGAACUCUAAAACAACUUCUCAAUCUCAUCCCCCAAAACAUAAGAGGAAUUGAUGCUUAACAUUGGAUAUACAGCAAAAUUCAGUAUUUUAUGAAUAAGAAUAAUCCAUUGAACAACCUGUGUUAGAUCAAAAUGAUAAUGUAACUUAACUGCAGGGCAGUUGAUGCCUCUUGUUCUGAUUUUAAGACUCGAUUGUUCAUGAGAGCAGGUGUACUACCAUUUCAAUGCAUUAACAUUCAACUCAACUGUCUUCAAAAUGUCUAAACGUUUUGCAGUUCUUUCUACACUUAACCCAUUUCUCUUCAUAAUACAUUGACAAAAUAUUAAUGAAAUUUUAUAUGGACUUCUUAUUUUCUCAAUGGCCUUUGAACAUGUUAAAAGUAAACUCAGCCACCCCAACUAAUAGGUUAAGUGUAUAAGUUGGUGUAAAACAUAUAUGGCACCCAAGUUAGUCAUGAUAAAAUGUUGUUUUUACUUCCAUAUAGUAUUAAAUCAGUUACUUUUUGUAUGUAUUAUAAUAUGUAAUGUUAUGAUGUUUGUCAAGUUGAACACAAUAAUCGUAGAAGUUAUUUAUUUAUAUGUUUUAUAACUUUCACUUUUAGUUUGUCAUAUCAUUGAAUAAAUAAUGAAUUCCUUAAACUUUGAGAUCAAUUUUUGGUUGAUCAGUUUUGAAAUGUCCAAAGAAGUAACCUAUCAAGUUAUGUGUUGUCUACCUGUUUGUUCCAAAGUAACAUAUGAUGUAAAUCACAAUAUUGUACAUACAUUACAUGAUUUCAUUCAGACACAGCUUUGUGAACAACAUUGACAUACAAAAGUCAAAUAAUUUCCACUGAACUGUAUGACGUGUAUCAUUGAUUGUAUAGUUGUAAACAUGAGACGAAACAAAUAAAUCAUGACUAUUUAUAGAGAUAGUAAUCUAAGAUUA
Molecule: messenger RNA, 3050 nt
Organism: Owenia fusiformis
Lineage: Eukaryota; Metazoa; Annelida; Polychaeta; Sabellida; Oweniidae
Source: the annotation of a GenBank genome assembly